This is a messenger RNA of Cucumis melo (muskmelon), 872 nucleotides long. RefSeq names its product nicotianamine synthase 1-like. The transcript has a single exon. Gene Ontology annotation, molecular function: nicotianamine synthase activity. Gene Ontology annotation, biological process: nicotianamine biosynthetic process. The coding region runs from base 33 to 872 and encodes 279 amino acids. The record is from RefSeq and is a predicted model, not a curated record. Lineage: Eukaryota; Viridiplantae; Streptophyta; Magnoliopsida; Cucurbitales; Cucurbitaceae.
GGCUCUUUCAAACUAUCAUCAUCAUCAUCAUCAUGUGUUGCCAAAGUCUUCUUUUGGUCCAAAAAAUCUCAGAGCUUUACCACAAGAUCUCCACUCUUGAGAGCCUCAAACCCUCUAAACAUGUCAACUCCCUCUUCUCUCAACUUGUACUCCUCAUUUGCACUCCCCCGAUGGCCUCCUCUUCUCCCUCGUCCAUCGACGUCUCGUCGCUCUGCUCCUCCAUCCAAACCAUGAGAUCCAAUCUCAUCAAGCUCUGCGGCGAGGCCGAGUCCCUUCUCGAGCAUCACUACUCCACCAUUUUAUCUUCCCACCAAAACCCUCUCGACCAUCUCUCCCUUUUCCCUUAUUACUCCAACUACCUCAAACUAACUCACUUAGAAUUCUCCAUUUUGAACCACCACAUUACGCCGCCUCCCUCUAAAGUGGCAUUUGUUGGCUCCGGUGCACUUCCCUUCUCGUCUAUCAUCAUGGCCUUGAAGUACCUCCCGAAAACCGAGUUUCACAACUUCGAUCUCGACCCAUCUGCCAAUGCCAAAGCAUCGAUGCUGGUAGCAGGCGACGUGGAGCUGUCGAGGCGAAUGGUGUUCCACACGACCGACAUCAUGGAGGUUGGGUCGGAAGAGUUGAGGGAGUUCGAGGUGGUGUUUUUGGCGGCGUUGGUGGGAAUGGAGAGAGAAGAGAAGGCGAAGGUGAUCGAGCAUUUAAGGAAGAAUAUGAGGGGUGGGGCGUUGUUGAUGUUGAGGAGCGCAUAUGGUGCACGGGCCUUUCUUUAUCCGGUGGUGGAAGCUUGUGAUCUUCGGGGGUUCGAGAUUCUUACGGUGUUUCAUCCAACGGAUGAAGUUAUUAAUUCGAUUGUGUUGGCACGAUUAUAA